AUGGCAAUGGAGACUCCCAAGGAGAUCUUGUACCACUAUGAGGAGAUGGAGAUUAAUGAGAAGGCUGCCUUCGAUGAAAUCAUCCGUCCCGCCGAUAGUUACACCCCCGAUGGCCAGUACUGGGCUGAUCUGCCCGUUGGUCAACGUAUUGGCUUCUGUAUGCGACAGGACCGCGAUGAGAUGAAGAAGGAGCGCCAGUGGCUCUGGGAGAUGAUCAAGGAGGAUCCUCUCUCCCCCAUUAGUUACUACUUCCGCAACUUUAUCCUGCCUGGUGCAGGUCUGGGUCUGGAGGGUUACGUCCUCUUCUCCAUCAGUAACGUCACCAGCAUGUUGGAUGUCACUUACAAGGAUUGUUGGAAGGGUACCACUUGCAACAAGAACUGGGUCGCCGCUGUCAACUACCUCGAGGUCGCUGGUAUCAUGGUUGGUCAAAUUCUCGUUGGUUAUCUUGGUGAUGCCAUCGGUCGUCGUUGGGGUCUUAUUCAAGAUGCUGUUAUCAUGUUCGUCGGUCUUCUCAUGCUGACUGCCGCUUGGGGUCUCACUGAGAACGGUUGGGUUAUCUGUUAUGCUUGGUCUCUCUUCUUCUACUCCAUUGGUGUCGGUGGUGAAUACCCCAUGACUGCCACCAUCGGUAUGGAGAACGGAUACGGAUCUGGUAAGGUCACCACCUCCCAUGAUCGUCUCCACCGUGGUCGUUCCGUUGUCGGUGCCUUCACCAUGCAAGGUUGGGGCCAAGCUGCCAACCAGGUCAUUCUCAUGCUUCUCCUCAUCAUCUUCAACGGCGGUCACCGUGAUGGUUUCUCCAAGGUCACCACCCAGUGGGUCUACCGUGUCUCUUUCGCUAUCCCCGCUGUCGGUACCCUGUGGCUGGUCUACUACCGUACCUACCACAUGCGUGCUGCCAGUAAGCAACUCGAGGCCCAGAAGAAGAAGUCCUCCGUUACUGGAUACGAUACCGAGUCUCUCAAGUUGACCUUCAAGUACUUCACUCCUCGUCUCAUCGCCACCGCCGGUGGAUGGUUCGCCAACGACGUCUUUUUCUACGGUAACAAGCUUUUCCAGAGUGGUUUCAUCGCUGUCAUUGCCCCUGGUGACAGCUCUGUCAUGACCAGCUGGUCCUGGACUCUCGCCAACGUUGCCGUCGAGAUGGCUGGCUACUAUGGCGCCAUGUGGACCGUGGACAACAAGCUCUACGGUCGUAAGUGGGCUCAGAUCAUCGGUUUCAUGAUGUGCUUCAUUCUUUUCGUUAUCCCCUGCUUCAAGCUCGACUACUACAUGGCUCCCGAGAACAUCCACUCUUUCCAGGCUAUGUACUUCCUAUCCUCUUUCUUCAACCAGUUCGGUCCCAACUGUAUCACCUUCCUGGUUGCCGCUGAGGUCUUCCCCACUGCCGUUCGUGGUACUGCCCACGGUAUCUCCGCUGCCUUCGGUAAGCUUGGUGCUCUGAUCAUCGCCAUCGUCGGUUCCUACACCACCACCCAGCAGCGCUUCUACGUUGUGCCUUGGUUCGGUCUUCUCGGUGCUCUCGUUACCUGGCUCUUCCUCCCCGAUACCACCGGGCUGGAUCUCCGCGAGCAGGAGCGCCGCUGGCACUACAUCCGUCUUGGCCGUGAGGAGGACUACCACGGUCCUGCCGUUCACCCCAAGCACUUGUCUCUCUACGAGCGCUGGACCGGUAAGGGCAAGCACUACGAUGCCGCUCUUGACUACAAGAUGAAGGUGGAGGAGUUCCGUGCCGAAUGGGAGUCCGCUAUGGCUUCCCGCAAUACUGAGUCCGAGACCAGCUCCGAUAUCUUCGACGUUGAUGAGAGCAUCCUUGAAGGCGAUAUGCACAAGUACUUCGAGCGUACUAGCCCCCGCAUGGAGCCCAUGAGAAAGGAAAUCACUGAGCCUCUGGUUCUCCCCGCUGCUGCCUCUUCCGAGGGCGAGAAGACUAUCUCCAACGAGUAG
Messenger RNA from Penicillium angulare, 1950 nucleotides. RefSeq lists its product as uncharacterized. Gene Ontology annotation, cellular component: membrane. Lineage: Eukaryota; Fungi; Ascomycota; Eurotiomycetes; Eurotiales; Aspergillaceae. Gene Ontology annotation, molecular function: transmembrane transporter activity. The transcript has 3 exons. Gene Ontology annotation, biological process: transmembrane transport. The coding region runs from base 1 to 1950 and encodes 649 amino acids. The record is from RefSeq and is a predicted model, not a curated record.